AUGGAGGUAGCGGGGAUCUUUCUGGGGCCGAUCUUUGAGAUGCUGCGUGACAAGUUAUUCUCUCUGGUGCAGUCAAACUAUGGUCGUCAAGAGGAAAUGGUUGCUCAGUUGGAGAAGUUGCAGAAAACGUUGCCAGAGAUUCGUGCUGUUCUGGCAGACGCCGAGGAUAAGCAAAUAACUGAUAAACGGGUUAAAUCAUGGAUGGAUGAUCUCACCGACUUGGUUUACGACUUGGAUGAUUUGCUCGACGAUUUCAACACUCGAACUUUGCGACUCCAGGCAGAAUCUGAAGCUAGCAGUAGCAUCUCUCCUCCUAGUAAGGUACGAAAACUCAUCCAAACUUGUUUCACGCACUCUACUACUCCUAAGCUUGAUAACGAUAUGAUGUCCAAAGUAGAGAAACUCACCGAAAGAUUACAAGGUAUUGAAAUCCGAAAGAAGAGCCUGGGUUUGAAAGCCAGUGUUGGAGGGAUUGGGUCCACCACAGCAGUAUCAGAAAGACGACGGGAAACGACUUCUUUGGAAGACAAAUCUCUCGUUUAUGGCAGAGAAAAGGACAAGGAGGCUAUCCUUCAAUUGUUGUUGAAGGAAGAUGAAUCAGUUAGUGUUUCUGUGAUUCCCAUUGUGGGCAUGGGAGGCAUUGGUAAGACGACUCUGGCUCGACUCGUCUACAAUGAUGAACGCAUAAAGGGUUGUUUUGAUCCCAAGCUGUGGGUCUGUGUUUCUGAUGAUUAUGAUGUUGUCAGAGUUACUAAGGCCAUUCUUGAGGCGUUCACUUCAGACGCUAAUAAGUUGGAGACUCUGAAUAUGCUUCAAAAAAAAUUAAAUGAGAAAUUGUCCGGGAAAAGAUUUCUUCUUGUUUUGGAUGAUGCUUGGAAUGACAAUUAUGCAGACUGGGAUGUCCUACGCCGUCCCUUUAUGCAUGGGGCACCUGGGAGCAAAAUUAUUCUCACAACUCGACUUCGAAACGUUGCAAAAAUUACAUCAACAUUGUGUCCGUCCCAGCUGGCUUACACUCUAAACGAGUUGUCCAAAGAUGAAUGUCUAUCUUUAUUUGCUCAUCAUGCACUCGGGAGACCAAACUUUGAUGCACAUCCACAUCUUAAAGAAAUUGGUGAGAAAAUAGUGAAUAAAUGUAAGGGCUUGCCUUUGGCAGCAAAAACACUAGGAGGUCUCUUGCGCAACGAAUCACAGCAGAGAGUGUGGGAGAAUAUAUCUGAUAGCAAGAUUUGGGAUUUACCCGAACAACAAAGUAAUAUUCUUCCGGCUCUUAGAUUGAGCUAUCAUCAUCUCCCAUCUCAUUUGAAGCAGUGCUUUGCUUACUGUGCAAUAUUUCCAAAGGACUAUGCGUUUGACAAAGGGGAGCUAAUUUUGUUGUGGAUGGGGGUAGGUCUUUUGCCACUGUCAACAGAAAAGAAGCAGAUGGAAGAUUUUGGUAGUGAAUAUUUUGAUGAUUUAUUAUCAAGGUCAUUUUUUCAACAAUCAAGUGCUUUUGAAUCACGGUUUGUGAUGCACGACCUUCUAAAUGAUUUAGCUCUAUAUAUCGCUGGGGAUAUAUGCUUUAUGUUAGAUAAGUUGGUAGGUGAUAAGCAAAUUGAAAUUCCUGGACGAGCUCGGCACUUGUCAUUUCUUCGUCAAAGAUUUGAUGGCCUUCAAAGGUUCAGGCCUACUUAUAAAAGGCAACAUUUGCGAACUUUUCUACAAUUGUUUGGCAAUGGAGCAGACUACUAUUUACAUCCUAGAAGUGACAGCUCAGCAAACGAUGUUUUGCUUGAUUUAAUUUCGAACUUACAAUGUGUAAGGGUGUUGUCUUUGUCUAAUUAUGCCAUAACUGAGCUACCGGACUCGAUUGGUGAUUUAAUACAUCUAAGGUAUCUUAAUUUAUGUGGGACUCCAAUCAGACGGUUACCUGAAUCAGUCAGUAAUCUAUACCAUUUACAAACACUAUUGUUGUGCAAUUGCGAGUAUCUUUGUAUGUUGCCCUCAAACAUUGGAAAUUUAAUUAACCUACGUCAUCUUGACAUAACUAGGACUGGUCUGUACUCAAAGGCUGGUCGAUUUGAUGGGACUGGUCUGUGCUCAGGAAUUGAUAGAUUGACGAAUUUGCAAACAUUGUCCCAUUUCGUUGUGGGCAAACAUAAUGGGCCAAGACUAAAAGAGUUGAAAAAUCUAAGGCUUUUACGGGGAAGUAUUUCUAUUACAGAGUUGCAAAACGUCUCAGAUGUUCAAGAUGCAAAUGAAGCAAAAUUAAGGACUAAGCAGAACAUUGAAGAAUUAAAGUUCGCAUGGUGUGGAAGAAAUUUCAAUGAUUUUCCAAAUGAAAACCUUGAAAUGAAUGUACUUAACAUGCUACAACCUCAUGGAGACUUGAAAAGGCUCAAAAUUAAGUUCUAUGGGGGCACAAAAUUUCCAAGUUGGAUUGGCGAUCCAUCAUUCUCCAAAAUGGUGAACUUGUCUCUUGUGAACUGUCCAAAAUGCAAAAUUUUACCACCAUUUGGGCAACUACCCAACCUCAAAGAGCUAUGCAUUCAAGGAAUGACUGAAUUACAAAAUUUGGGGGUUGAGUUCUGCGGGGAUUGUUUUCCCCCUUUUCCAUCACUGGAGAGUUUGAGAUUUGAGUCCAUGCCGGCAUGGGACGAAUGGGAUUGUUGUAUUGGCGUUGAAGAAGCUGGAAGACAAUUCCCUUGCCUACGGGAGCUUAAAAUAAAUGGUUGUCCCAAGUUGAAUAGGAUUUCACUUUUAAGGCUUCCCUCUCUUCGAACGUUAUUCUUGCGAGGGUGUGAUGAGGCGGUGCUACAAAGUAUUGUUGAUGUGACCUCACUAACUAGUUUGAAUGUUACGAGUAUUACAGGGCUUCUUCAUCUUGAUGAAGCAUUGGUGCAGUACCUGGGAGCACUUGAGAGUCUUACGUUCAGUGGAUGCAACCAACUGGUGGCUUUUUGGCAAAACGGUGGGAGGGUUAGACAGAAAAAUAAUCUUCUCCGUCUAAAGAGACUGGGUGUUUGUUCGUGUCCCCAACUUGUUUCCUUUGGUGAAGAAUUAGAUGAAGGGCUGCCUUGCAUUAAUCUUCAGGAAUUGUAUAUACUUGAUUGUAUGAAUUUUGAGAAGUUGCCAAAUGAGCUGCAUAACCUCACGUCUCUCACAUCAUUGGUGAUAUACAAGUGUCCAAAACUUGUGGAGUUUCCAAAGACAGGUGUCCCACCAAUGCUCAAAUAUCUUGAAAUACAGGGAUGCAAUGCAUUGAAGUCCCUGCCGAACGGCAUCUGUGGUGUUGAACGCUUGAGUAUUUUUUGUUGUUCAUCAUUGAGGUCUUGGCCUACCGAUACGUUACCCACUGCCCUUAAAGUGCUUCAAAUUGAGGGUUGUGUGAAUUUGGAGUACUUCCCGGAGGUGUUAGAGAUGACGAUGAUGCUACAGCAGCAGCAGGAUAUGAAUAUGUCAUCACUUCAAGAGCUAGAAAUCUCGGGAUGGCCGAAGGUUGGAAUGUUACUACUUCGGAAUGGGGGGUGCGUAAAUAAUAUUAAUAAUAAUUUCGCUAGUCUUCGUAGACUUUGGAUACGAUGUUGCGAUGUUGUGGAGUGCUUGUCCUUCUCCGAAAGAGGCUUACCCAACCUCAGUGAACUUGCUAUAAGCAAUUGCGUGAAUCUCCGAUCCUUCGCUGCUACCACCAACCUGAUUCUUCCAAGCCUCCAAUCCCUUGAAAUAAGAAAUUGUGGAAGUCUGGAGUCCAUCCCGGAAGGAGAAGUCUGCUUGUCCACCCCCAAACUCAGAUCGCUUUGUAUCUUCAGUUGUUCAAAUCUGACGUCGUUGCCAAUUUUUGAUCAGAUUCUUCGAAGCCUCGAAACCAUAGAAAUAGAAAAUUGUCCAUUUGUAGAGUCCUACCUUCAAGGGAUUGGGAAUGGGAAUUUGCCCCCCAAUCUUAUUGAAUUUCGUACCACUUAUUCUCGCGGACUCAGAUCUCGUUGACAAUUCGCAAAUAUUGGUGAUAUCCCAGACCCUUGCAUAGGGAAGGGCUGCCUUCCACGCUUCAAAGUCUUCGGACCCAGGACAGAGGAGUUGACAAAAUAUGCGUGCAGCAGGCUAAAAUUUCUUGAUAUUGAAGACGUGUGAAAUUUUUUGGCAAUCUAGGAUGGGUUAGCUACUUGUCUUAAGAUUGGUGAUGAGGCUUGCACUUGCAACCAAAAUCCCAGAGUACCAUCCUCCAAGGUGAUUUGUAGGCCACCAUGAAUUGUUGAGCGUGAUCUUGUUGACCACAGGCGUGAGUGAAUAAUCUGCCAAGCGGGGUUCAAGGGUACCACCUAAAACCACAUUUGAGGAUUUGAGGUGACCAUGAGGCAGAUUUAUGCUUGGAAGCUCGUUAUAAAGGAACCGUUUGAGGCGAAACGAAGCUUGUAGCGAGCUCUACGCAUCCAUACUAUCAAUUUCCAGUUUUGAGUCUUCCUUGGAGCUCGAAUUUGGAGGACCUAUUCUAGGGAUUUCGGCUUGGAUUGUGAGGUCUUGGAAAGGAACUGGUGGAUGACAACCCACCUCAAGCUUAAACGGCGAUAGAAGUCCACUUUUGUAUCUUUGUAUAUUCCCCAUUAUUUUGUAAAACACUAGAAGUGCAAAGAUGUAUAAUUAUUUUGUGGAACUUUGUCAUGUAAUAUGACUAAAGAAUUGAUGAUGUUUUGGAUGGGGAUUUGAUAAUAUGCAACUUGUUGAUGAAUGGAUGGAUAAUCCUAGUUUGAAGCA
Molecule: messenger RNA, 4731 nt
Organism: Cornus florida
Lineage: Eukaryota; Viridiplantae; Streptophyta; Magnoliopsida; Cornales; Cornaceae
Product: putative disease resistance RPP13-like protein 1
Exons: 6
Coding region: 1-3966 (1321 amino acids)
Biological process (GO): defense response to other organism
Molecular function (GO): ADP binding
Source: RefSeq, a predicted model, not a curated record